This is a messenger RNA of Drosophila subobscura, 857 nucleotides long. It is a transcript of the gene Vti1a, whose product is annotated as vesicle transport through interaction with t-SNAREs homolog 1A. The record is from RefSeq and is a predicted model, not a curated record. Gene Ontology annotation, biological process: intra-Golgi vesicle-mediated transport; Golgi to vacuole transport; intracellular protein transport. Gene Ontology annotation, cellular component: Golgi apparatus; ER to Golgi transport vesicle membrane; endoplasmic reticulum membrane. NCBI's taxonomy places the organism in Eukaryota, Metazoa, Arthropoda, Insecta, Diptera, Drosophilidae. Gene Ontology annotation, molecular function: SNARE binding; SNAP receptor activity. The transcript has 2 exons. The coding region runs from base 102 to 797 and encodes 231 amino acids.
GCUGCCUCCGACGCGGUCACACUACGCCAAUGUUUACGUUUUUUCUGCAUUGAAAAAAAUAGUCCGCCCAUAUUGUUGCGAAACUUGAACAAUAACAACAAAUGUCGCUGCUGGAACAGUACGAGCAGCAGUACGCGGCUCUGAUUGCGGAGAUAACAGCGCAUAUAGGAAGAUUGCAGCAGCAGAGCAGCAGCAGUGACCGUCAUGAAUUGUGCAGCAAAAUCGAUGGCAGCCUGCCCGAGGCACAGGAGCUGCUGGAGCAGAUGGGCCUGGAGGUAAGAGAGCUGAAUCCUGCACAGCGCAGCAGCUUUAACAGCAAGCUGCAGGUGGCCCAAGCCGAACUGCGACGCCUGCAGGCGGAAUACAAGCAAACCAAGGAUAAGCAACCGAACGCCUUCACAACACUGGACUUGGGUGGGGCCAGUGACUAUUACGAGGAUGUGUCCAUCAACAAUGACCAGCGACAGCGCCUGCUAGACAAUUCGGAGAGGAUUGAGCGUACUGGCAAUAGGCUGACCGAGGGCUAUCGAGUGGCCCUGGAGACCGAGGCGCUGGGCGCACAAGUACUCAACGAUCUGCACCAUCAGCGCGAAACAUUGCAGGGCGCGCGGGCACGUCUGAGGGAAACCAACGCGGACAUCGGUCGUGCCUCACGCACCCUGAACACCAUGGUGUUGCGAGCACUCCGGGAAAAGGUCGUUCUAUAUGGCGUGGGAGUGUGCUUUGUGGUGGCUGUGGGUGUCAGCUUAUACCUGACAUUUGCGCCGAGUUCCACCUCGGCUGCUGCCAGUUCGUAGUAAACCCAAAGGGGUAACCCAACACUAGAGACAUUCCUUGUUUUGUGAAUUGAUUAUUUA